This is a messenger RNA of Lottia gigantea (owl limpet), 1224 nucleotides long. RefSeq lists its product as hypothetical. Gene Ontology annotation, cellular component: mitochondrion. Lineage: Eukaryota; Metazoa; Mollusca; Gastropoda; Lottiidae. The record is from RefSeq and is a predicted model, not a curated record. The transcript has 11 exons. The annotation marks the transcript as partial. Gene Ontology annotation, molecular function: transaminase activity; pyridoxal phosphate binding.
GCCUGUAAACUUCAUUUUGAAGUAUCACCAUUGAAGAUUGUGCGAGCAUCUAAACAAUAUAUUUAUGAUGAAAUUGGUACAGAAUAUUUGGAUUGUAUUAAUAAUGUAUCACAUGUUGGUCAUUGUCAUCCCCAUGUAGUGAAUGCAGGACAGACCCAGAUGGGUUUACUCACAACUUCUAAUGGUUUCCUGAAUGAUAAUAUGACAGAAUAUGCUAGACGUUUAAUAGCAACUCUUCCAGAUAAAUUAUGUGUUUGUUACUUUGUUAACUCAGGGUCAGAGGCAAAUGAUUUAAGUCUAAGAUUAGCUCGAGCAUACACAAAGAAAGAAGAUGUCAUGGUGUUAGAAAAUGCAUUCCACGGUAACCUUGGUAACUUAAUAGAUAUUAGUCCACUGAAAUAUAAAAAACUUAAUGUGAAGAAGAAAGACUGGGUACAUGUGGUAUCAUGUCCUGAUACAUUUCGUGGUAAAUAUAGAGAUGAACAAACUGCAGCUCUAUCUUAUGCUAAUGAUGUUCAGACAGCUUUACUAGAAAUACAACGUAGAGAUAGAGGGUUAGCUGCAUUUAUCUGUGAACCACUAAUAUCUAAUUGUGUAGUCACAUUCCCUAAAAAUUACUUAAAAACGGUGUACAGAUCUGUAAGAGAUCAUGGUGGAGUAUGUAUAGCAGAUGAAGUACAAGUCGGUUUGGGUAGAACAGGAGAAUUUUGGGGAUUUCAGAUACAUGAUGUCGUGCCUGAUAUAGUUGCUAUAGGAAAACCAAUUGGUAAUGGCCAUCCAAUGGCUUGUGUUGUAACUUCUAAAGAAAUUGCAGAUUCAUUAGCAGAAUAUGGUAGUUCAUUUGGGGGAAAUCCUGUAUCAUGUGCUGUUGGUAUGGCAGUAUUAGAUGUUAUACAGAAUGAGAAACUACAGUCAGCAGCUAGAUCUGUUGGUAAAUGUUUAAUUGAUGGUUUCCAAGCAAUUCAAUCUAGUCAUUGUAUGAUGGGAGAUGUCAGGGGUCAAGGUAUGAUUGUAGGGGUGGAAUUAGUCAUGGAUAAAGAAAGUAGAAAACCUGCUAAAGAAGCAGCUGAAAUUUUAUGUUACAGAAUGAAAGCAGAAAAUAUAAUAAUAGCUCAUGAUGGACCAGACAGUAAUAUAGUGAUUUUAACACCACCGUUAUGUUUUAACUGUGAUAACGCUCGACGUGUUAUACAGGCCUUUGAUAACAUAUUACGCAGUAUUGAA